AGGUUGGGAGGUUGGGAAGGUCAAAUCCUGUCUUGUCUCUCUAGAAGUUUGUGUACUAUGCUAAACUUUUCCUACAUGAAGAAUGUACCUGCAAUGUACUUCAGUAAUGACUGUAGAUGUAGUAAAAGUUGAGUAUGCAAAGUUUCCAGAGAGGCCAGGUGUGAGGCAAUAGAAGGUAAAACUCAUUUAUUAUCUUAUUAUUGAAGUAUACAUAGUGAUUCUUUGGAAAAUUAUGUGUACUACACUCAACUUUUACUAUAUCUACACUUAUUAGUAAUGUACACUGCAGUUCACAUACAUGUAUUCACACAUAAAGCCACAUGAAAGUAUCCCAGAAGCCACUGUUUGGCUAUUGAGAAAGCUCUUAACUGUAAACUGCUCAGCUUAUGCUUGGAUUGGACUCCUUUGUAUAGAAAAAUUUAUUAAAUAAAUGUAUAUCCUUCUUGCCUUUACCUUUUCUAUUUUUGCCCUCAGCUGAAUGAAGAGUUUUGUCCUUAAACUGGCAACUGGUUCAAAAUAAAAAUCUCUCAUGCAAAUCUUGUUUAAAGUCCACACAAGUGUUCACCAUCCUGUAUACAAUUUAUAUUAAAACCAAGAGUCUCAUUGGCGAUUGGUGUGGUUUUGAAAACGUAGAAUACAAAAAUGGUGCCUUUAAAUUGUAAUCCUGCUAAGAAGUGAGUCCAGUUGUCCUAUUUUUAGCCAAAACCUGGUUGUUGUGAGUUACAGUUUCUACAGCCGCAGAGCCGUCUCCUGGCAAAGGUCAAAACACUUCAUUGUUUAAACUCUGGAAGUCAGCAUACUAAAUUAAUUUCCUUGCCUAAAUACUUAGACAGAUCCAGCGUGCAUUGCAUAUUCAUUAUACAACAACUAGACAAGCAGUGACUUGAAAUCUCUCAUGUUUGUUUUAACAUAAAUUGGCCAUGAGAUGGUGCCAGUGACCGCUUGGGUUGACUUUGCAUGCGAUUUUGGAAUUAUGUAAUGAGGCUUCUUGAGGCUUGAGCAGGUUGGUAUUAAACCAGGUGCCACUCUAAGGACCACACUGUUCAUUCAGUUGAGGAGAAGUGGCAAAGGCAAGAAGGACAGACUGAUAAAAGAGGAGGUGUGGCAGAUUGUGUGGAAGGCAAAUUUCCCGCUAAAUGUCAUCAUCCUUGAUAGCAAGGUUCAGCAUAUCUGACAUGCACAUUUCUGCUCCACCCAAAUGUCCUUCAGUGUUUGGAAACACAGGAUGGAUUGGUUUUGCAUUCUAAAAUAAUAGAGAAUGGACCAGUUAAAGCGAAUACCAUCUGUUCUUGGUUUGCUCUUUUUUGAUAUUCAUCUGAAACAAAUGCUUUUAAAGAAAUGAUUCACCUAAGUUAUAUCUUUCUGGAGAAAAUAUGCAGUAGAAAUUAUAUUAGGCAACUUUUUGAAGAUCAAACAAUAGGCACUAGGACCCAGAGGCCCAUGAAAGAGGGCAAAACAAAGCUGUCAGAAGCAAAGGAAUGAGCCAGACACAGGACCGGCAGGAGAAAGAGAGCCGGGAAUGCUCAGACAGGGUGAUAGGAUGAGGGUAGGACAAGGGUGAGACGAGGGAGAGAUGAGGCAUCAGGGUGGCUGUAGAGAGACAAAGUGACAGAUUGAGAUUCACAAGCAGAUAAGCAACAGAAGGAGGAGUGAAGGGAUGAAAGGAGGAGGGGCCUGAGCUGCUCAGGAGCUUAAAAACAGCAGAGCGCGAAAGGGAACCUUCAUAACACAGAGUGAACGUGGAGUAAACUGAAGGCACUCGUUUGGAGGAAUAAAUCAGCAUCACUCGAGGGCCUAUGGAGCGGAAAGGAACCGAGCAAGCAAAGCAACAGAGGGACUUUAAGUACUAUUUCUUCAUGAGAAGCAUCAAUCCUUUGAGGAAUUGAGGAUCCAUCUUCAUAUCAACUAUCAACCUGUCCUUUGAGAAACCUGUCCUGUAAAACACUACAAGAAGCUCAAAGAUCACUCUUCACUUCCCGGGAGUGGGAUGGGACCUGAACACUGAGGAUCUGUGAGAAAUCACUGCCCUCUGACCCUGCACCAUGUUGCCCUGGCAUGGGCCGAAAGGGCCGUUCCUGCCCCUGGUCCUGAGCCUCCUACUCACCACCUGCGCUGGACAGGACAGCCUAGAGGAACUAGAGCUUGAUGAUGAGAGCAACUCCGUGAGCACAGAGAGUCCUGAGACUGUGUCUUCAGAUAUGGACAUAGUUGAUCCUCAUAGGACCUGGAUAGCCUUCAGGGAUAACUCAAAUAAGGGUGGAAACAAGAAGCCCAAACAAAAUAAAAGAAUAUCAAAGCAUGGCCUGCCUGGUCCUCCGGGCCCUCCCGGACCCCAGGGGCCUCCUGGUCCUCCUGGCCCACUGAUGCCCAACCAGGACGAGAUAUUGGAGGACCUCCAGCUAAAGCUGAAAGAGAUGGUGGGCAGCCAGUGUGUGCUCUGUGAACAGCCCCCCCGCGUGGCCACAGCCUUCCACAGCCACCUGCGCCGCAAUCUGCUGGUCCAGAGACGGAGUCUACAGGAGCUCCAGCCUUUCAGCAGCCCUUCAGACAUGGAGCAGUUUCACCAGAGAGGCCAGGGCUUCAACACCAGCAGCGGCCGCUACACCGCUCCGGUGUCGGGGUUCUACCAGCUCACCGCCAGCCUGGUGCUGGAAUCCAGUGAGACUCAGAAAAGGACCCAGGCACGACAAAAAGACAGUGUGAAGGCCUCCAUAUGUAUCGAGUCUCUCUGUCAGAGCAACAUGUCUCUGGAGACGGUAACAGGCGUGAGUCCUGCAGGAGGAGUGUUCAGCAUUCUGCUGACAGGAACCUUAUACCUGCAGGCUGGCGAGUACGUGUCUAUUCUAAUUGACAACGGAACAGGAUCAGCACUAACAGUCCUCCAAGACAGCUUAUUUUCUGGGAUCCUUCUUGGAAUAUAAGCCCACAAAGACAAACCACACACAGUAAGACGGACAGAGAGAGAGAGGAGACAUACACACGCACAGACACAGACAGAGACACAUGUAUGUAGACAUACAUGCAGUCAGACAGAGACACACAGAUAGACACAGGAAGGGAGAGAGGCACACACAAAAGGGCACAUAGACAUACACUCACUGGUAACUUUAACAGGAAUACCUGCAUACCUGCCUAUUUAUGUAGUUAUCCAAGCAGCCAAUCAUGUGGCAGCAGCACAAUGUAAGUCAUCUAUAGUAACUCAGUCACUCUUUACAACUGUGGUGAGCAGAAAAGCAUCUCAGAAAGCACAAGGUGGAUUGACUACAACAGCAGAAGACCACACUGGGUUCCAUUUCUGUCAUCCAAGAACAAGAAUCUGAGGUUAUUACGGGCACACACUCACCCAAACUGGACAGCUGAAGACUGGAAAAAGACCAAGUGAUUUGUUUUCCAAUCUUCAAAUAUCCAGUUUGGGUGAGCCUGUGCCCAUGAUAGCUUCAGAUUCCUGUUCCUGGCUAACAGGAGUGGAACCCAGUGUGGUCGACUGCUGUUGUAGCUCAUCCACCUCAAGGUUUGAUGUGUUGUGCUUUCUGAGAUGCUUUCCUGCUCGCCACGGUUGUAAAGAGUGAGUUACUAUAUCCUUCCUGGCAGCUCGGACCAGUCUGGCCAUUUUCCUCUGACCUGUCUUAUCAACAAGCCAUUUCCACCCACAGAACUGUUGCUGUGUAUUCUGUGUAAACUCUAGAGACUGUUGUGUGUGAAAAUCCCAGAUCAUCAGAAGUUUCUGAAAUACUCUAACCAGCCAUCUCGUACCAACAACCAUGCCACAGUUAAAGUCACUGAGAUCACAUUUUUUCUUCAUUCUAAUGUUUGAUGUGAAGAUGAACUGAAGCUCUUGACCUGUAUGAAUUUAUGCAUUGUGCUGCUGCCACAUGAUUGGCUGAUUGGAUAACUGUAGGAAUGUUCAGGUGUACCUAAUAAAGUAGACAGUGAGUGUACAAAGUCAGACAGACGUACACACACACACACACACAUACAUACACAGUAAGAGAGAGACAGAGGUAAACACAGACAGUUAGACAUGUGCAUAGACAGAUACACACAGACAGAGAGACAAGUGCAGAGAGAGAGAGACCACUAAACGCAAAUAGCUACCAGUCUUUCCCAGGCUAGUUCUCCCUCUCUCGAUGCAUAUUUCUUCGCUUGUAAUUCAGGAAUCAUAUCAGCAGUAAUAAUUAUGGCGUUUCCCCAAAUAUCUACACUAAGACACUUUUGCAUCUAAAACAUUUUCACCUUGACCAAGGAAUAAUUACACAACUUUAACACAUUUAAUCGUCUGUCCAUAGAGAUGUACGUAUUUUUUCAUGUGCUGUGUUUAUAUGCUACAGCUCUGCAUUGAACAGGAUAAAGAAAUUAUAUACGUAUUUAUUUUGCAUUUUUGAACAAAGUUUGUGUGAAUGUUAAUAAAAACCUUGCUGAACGUGA
Pangasianodon hypophthalmus (striped catfish) is the source of this 4425-nucleotide messenger RNA. Its product is annotated as erythroferrone. The record is from RefSeq and is a predicted model, not a curated record. Gene Ontology annotation, molecular function: hormone activity. The transcript has 9 exons. Bases 2043 to 2921 code for a protein of 292 amino acids. Lineage: Eukaryota; Metazoa; Chordata; Actinopteri; Siluriformes; Pangasiidae.